Messenger RNA from Parnassius mnemosyne (clouded apollo), 558 nucleotides. NCBI's taxonomy places the organism in Eukaryota, Metazoa, Arthropoda, Insecta, Lepidoptera, Papilionidae. The record is from the annotation of a GenBank genome assembly.
AUGUUCAGGCCUGACAUAAUAUAUCAAAACCAGCGGUCUGGACACUGGCCUCAGCAUUUUAAUCCAAGAGGACAAUUUUUACGACGGAAUGCUGUUGUUAAUCGUUUUCGGCCUCCAGUGUCUUCAAGUGCACAAAUUAAUUAUCAGUUUUGGUGUGAAACUUGUGAUAAAGGUUUCCAAACAUUGCUACUAUUAAACAACCACAAAUUACAGCAUGAGAAAUGCAACAUUGAUGGGUGUCAAUUUGUCGCUCACCCCAAAAUUAUCACAAAACAUAUUCAAAUGCAACAUUCAACAGGAUUGUAUGAAAAAAUUGCAAAGUUAAAUAACCCUGAAGAGAUUCAAAAAUGGAGAGAAGAGAGAAAACGAAAGUAUCCUACAAAACAAAACCAAGAAAAAAAGGCAGCAGAGGUCAAAGAAAAGGUAGAAAGAGGUGAAAAAAUGGGAUUAAUGAGAUUAAGAGAAAGUAAUAAACAGAAAUCAGGUGGGUUAACAAUUUUUUUAUAUAUAUAUGUUGUCAAAUUUUAUUUGGCAAUUGGGAUAAACAUCCAUUGUUGA